UGAAGAAUAAUUGGACUAUGUUUCUGGAAAGAAAGCUGUCCAUUGCUAAAGUUUCACCCACUCUAGACCGCCCUUCCAUCCCCUCCCAUCCCAAGCAAACAAAACAUUCAAGUAUGACAGCACUAAGAUCAACAGGGUCUCACCACCCCACCACUGAACAGAAAACCAUUCCCAGCCCACCUUCCCUACCUUCCUUCCUUCCUCUGUCCCGCCCGACAGAAAACGGUGGCACAUCGCACAAGACCAACUUACUGAAAAGAGGCGUCCCCACCCCUGCAAGCCACAUUUCUUCAAUCCUGUAAUACUGUAGCUAUAAACCAUGCGCGCUCCCCCGCUUUGCCCGGUUCGAUUCUCACGCUACCUUUAUUCUUCUUUCUUUCUGAAUGAUGAUGGAAGAUGAGGGAUGCUAAUAAAGCGGACGCUGUGCAUGUUGAUCGGAUUUCCUACGAACGGGAAAAGUUCGAUGGGAGGCCUGAGGCGGUGGAUUUGAAUCUCAAUCUUGAGGGGAGGAUACAAAACCCCCUCCAUGGCAUCUCGCCCGCGACCCUGCUCCGCGAUGUAGAGGACUUUGCGCAGAGGCGGGGAUUGGUGGAUGUACUGCCGAUGUUAAGGAAGGGGGCACUGGUUGCGAGGGACCCCGAGAAUUAUGAGGAUAUUGAGGGGGAGGAGGCCCUGGGUGAGGAGGAGGUGGAGGCCUUGCGGGAUGAGGUGUUGCAUAAGUGGAGGCAGCCGCUGAGUCUUUAUUUGACUAUUAUUAGUUGUUCGGUGGGUGCUGCGGUGCAGGGAUGGGAUCAGACUGGAUCUAAUGGCGCAAACCUCACUUUUCCUGAAGCUUUCGGGAUAGCCUCUACCUCGACUCGCGAUUCGUUUCUCGUCGGACUGAUCAAUGCCGCGCCAUAUGUCGGAUCAGCGUUCCUUGGCUGUUGGCUUUCGGAUCCAUUGAACAAAUAUCUGGGACGAAGAGGAGCUAUAUUCGUCUCGGGGAACUUUUGUCUGUGGUCGGUACUGGGAUCAGCUUUCACUAAGACGUGGCCGCAGUUACUUGUCUGUCGAAUAUUGUUGGGGAUUGGAAUGGGUGCAAAGGCAUCUACUAUACCGAUAUAUGCGGCGGAGAAUAGUCCUGCGAGUAUAAGAGGAGCUUUGGUAAUGAGUUGGCAAAUGUGGACAGCAUUUGGAAUCUUCCUCGGCUUCUCUGCCAACCUCAUCGUCGCUAAAGUACCCUCCAUCUCCUGGCGUCUGCAACUUGGCUCUGCAUUCAUUCCCGCCGUCCCUCUUGUCCUCUUCGUCUAUCUCUGUCCCGAAUCUCCAAGAUGGUACAUGAAGAAAGGUCUCUACCAAGAUGCAUACAAAUCCCUUCUCCGAUUACGGAAUACACCUGUUCAGGCUGCGAGAGAUUUGUAUUAUAUCCAUGCACAGUUGGAGCUUGAGGCCGAGAUUAUUGGGCAGCAUACCUACAUGAAGAGAUUCAUUGAGUUGUUUAGUAUUCCGAGGUUGAGGAGGGCGACGUUAGCGGCAUUUACGGUUAUGAUGGCUCAGCAGAUGUGUGGGAUUAACGUCAUUGCAUUCUACUCGUCGAAUGUCUUUGUGAGAGCGGGGACGAGUCAAUUUCAAGCUCUUUGGGCUUCGUUUGGAUUCGGACUCACGAACUUCAUCUUUGCCUGGCCAGCUAUAUGGACUAUCGACACAUAUGGACGUCGAAGUCUCUUGCUCUUCACGUUUCCGAACAUGGCAUGGAGUCUACUAGCAGUUGCAUUAUGCUCGCUUAUUCCACCGUCGAAUAAAGAGGUGCAUGUUGGGUUAAUGGCCUUCUUCAUCUACGUCUUCGGCGCAUUCUAUAGCCCAGGCGAAGGUCCGGUCCCUUUCACGUACUCCGCUGAGGUCUUUCCACUUUCUCAUCGUGAAGUGGGUAUGGGUUGGGCCGUGGCAACAAACCUCUUCUGGGCUGCUGUUCUGGGAAUCACUCUGCCAAUGAUGUUGGAUGCGAUGGGCAUUGUGGGUGCCUUCUCUUUCUACGCUGGACUCAACGUCCUAGCAUUCUGCAUGAUCUUCCUCUGGGUUCCAGAAACCAAACAACGCACUCUCGAAGAACUAGAUUAUGUAUUCGCCGUCCCUACUCGGAAACACAUGCAUUAUCAAAUCACAAAAGCACUUCCAUGGUGGAUCAAACGCUACAUCCUCAUGAGAAAAGGUCCCACUCUCGAACCUCUAUAUCAUUUCGACUGGCCAACAGGCCAAGCACGGAUCGAUCAAAUCUGCGAGAUUGAUAGAGCUCGGGCACGGUUGAGAGGGAUCGAAUUGUUGCCCGGUAAACAGACGCUUUCGCAGACAUCUGCUAGCCAUGCGAGGAUGAAUUUUUGAUUUUGCUUGGGAAGCGUGGAGUUGGUGUUUGGACAUGAGUUCGUCUAUGUGUACGCGCUAGACAUUUUCUUGUUUCUCGCUGUCUUCAUGAUCUAGAUUGAAAGUAAGAUUGAUUAUAUCUACCGUUUCCAUAUACCGAC
Molecule: messenger RNA, 2498 nt
Organism: Mollisia scopiformis
Lineage: Eukaryota; Fungi; Ascomycota; Leotiomycetes; Helotiales; Mollisiaceae
Product: MFS sugar transporter-like protein
Exons: 9
Coding region: 397-2358 (653 amino acids)
Biological process (GO): transmembrane transport
Cellular component (GO): membrane
Molecular function (GO): myo-inositol:proton symporter activity
Source: RefSeq, a predicted model, not a curated record